CGAUGAAUCAAUUUGAUAAUGAGGAUUUUGAGGCACGGGGUCUGUUUAAAUAGACAGGAGCAAUUCGGUUUGUCGGCCUCCCUAAUAAUGGGCCAAGAUUAAAUUCCAACGAAAAAACCAGUCUGAGAUGGGCCGCCCACCGCCUCAUUAACCGAUACAAGCCACCCUAUAUAAUCAACUCUUACCAUUUGAUGUGAUGUGGACUAAAACAUAAUUCCUCAAAACUUCAGGGGGGACUAUAUGCAAAUUUAGCCAAAGUUGUUAUCUUAUCGUCGGAGAUCUCUGCCUUGUAUCGGAAACUCCAAAACCUCGUCGGAUUUCGCAAUUAUUGUUUUUCAAUUCAUCCAGAAUUCGGUCCUCCCCUCGGGAAUACUAGCCUAAUUUAGCAGUGGUGAGUCGUUGCAAUCAUGAUAAUGAUUUGUAUUUCGUUAUUCAGAGAAGGAAAAUGGCAUCUUGUUCCCCCCUUUUGCCAUUGUAAUUCCUUGUACUGGGUUUUGUAUUUUCGUAGUUUGAUGUUUCUCUUCGACUUUUUUUUGGUGGAAAGUUGUAGUUGUGACCAAUUUAGUGGUAUAUAAACCUUAUCCAGUCAUAUUGUUGCGGUAAUAUAGUAGAGUUUAGGGUUUUGGAUCUUGUUACAUUCCAGCUUUAUUAUAGAUGAAGCUUCUGUUUGAAUAUGCAUUUGAUAUUUUAGGUGUGCUUGGAACACUAAUAUUAUAUGGUUACAGUUAAUUGUGUACAUGCGCAAAAAAUUUCUUUCUCAAUCGGAACGAAGCUUCAAUAUCGGUGUCGUUAAUUUUUUUUCCUCCUUUUUUUUUUUUGGUAUCUUUGGGUCCAUUUAGGAAAUGAGAUAAUUAGUUAAAAAUCUUUGCUCUUUGGAGUAGCUGUAAUCUCCUUUCGUAUCCUUCUUUGUGGAAGGAGCCAUGCUUGUUUCUGUUAAAAUGGUUGGUGACAAAUUGAUGCAUACGUUUGUGAAAUAUUGCUUGAUUUUUAUGUUUAGGUGGGGUAUAUCUAUGAGUUUGUGGUUUGAAUAUUUUGGCAAUAGCAUAUCUUGCAUGAUUUUAUCCCUGUGAUCUCAUUUGACUAUUCAUGAUGUCGUCUCAAAUGUGAUCAUUUGACCAUUUCUUUUGAUUUCUGUUAAGUUAGAUGUUGAUUCCCCCUUAAUUACAUUGGAAGGGAGUUUGCAGGUGUUUACUUGACAUUUUAUUUUGCAGAUAACCUUGUGCAGUGUGCCCUUGUGUAGUGUGCCAUUGAGAGGUUGAUAUGUGAUAAGAAGCUUUAUCUUAUCUUGUACAUCCUCAACGAAUCUUUAAUUUGAUACUAGGGAAGGGAGACUUGUGGCUUAAUCCUCGUGAGGUUAGUAGUCUGCUCCUGGGGACGGUGCUUUUGUUUUUAGACUUACUUGCUUAAGCAGGCAACAUUCAAACAACUAGACUUCCUUACUCGUGUUCGGUCUGUCAUUCGAUGUGAAAUUUUUAGGUUAUAAUCAAAACCAUUUUGGAGUCUUAUAUAGCUUAUUAGAAAUAUCUGGAGACUAUCAUUUUUUAUUCAGAAAUCCAUGUGAUCACUCACUGAAUCGGCCUACAUUAUAAAAACAGCAAAGAAGGGUUCUCUUGGUGCAUGUAUUUGUUUUUUUUUUUUUUGUCAUGAGUACUAUAUCUGUGUAAAAUAUUGCAUAUGUUCGCCUGCAAAUGUGCGCCAAAAAAAUUGUAAAAUCGAUACUAAGUUUGUAAAAGAAAUUGUAUGGGCACCCUGCAAAUAUGCAAAAGAAAAUAAAAGAGAUUACAGUAUUUGCAAAUCCAACUGUUAUGGAGUUACAUCUCUUUGGAUUUUUUCCAGUGCCUGAAAGCUUUCGUAUAGAUCUAUUACCAUUCCAAACAUGCAUAGUGAUAUGGAGCUUCAGAUCCACAUGCUGGAGCAAGAAGCUUAUCGCGCCAUUCUCCGUGCUUUUAAAGCACAAUCUGAUGCGCUUACGUGGGAGAAGGAAGAAUUGAUAACUGAGCUGAGGAAAGAACUCCGAGUGUCAGAUGAUGAGCACAGGCAAUUACUGAGUAAGGUUAAUGAUGAUGGGCUUAUCCAGCGAAUUAGGGAGUGGAGGAAGGCAGCACCGAGCAUGUCUCAGCCCAUUCAAGAUCAACUACAGGCUCCAACUGAUUUAACAUCUCGAAAAAGGCCUAGAACAUCUCAGCCAGUACAAACUCAAUCAGUUGUGGGAACCAAACAUCCAUCAGCUUUGCCUGCGAAAAGGGGCCCUGGUACACCAACUCUCAGCCGAAGACAUCAGCAUUACCAACAAAGCAACCAUGAAUCGCCAUUCGCUGAUGAAUAUGUUGACAAAACAAGUGAUUCCUCAUUAUUGGGGAGGAAAGUUAUGAGAAGGUGGUCGGAAGAUAACAACUUCUAUGAAGCCAUUAUAAUCGACUACGAUGCAAUAAAGGGGAUGCAUGCUCUUGUUUAUCAAAUCGAUACACCAAAUGAGAGUAAGGAAUGGGUUGAUCUCAAGGAGAUUCCUCCAGAAGAUAUUCGUUGGAUUGGUGAUGAUCCGGUGAUUUCUCGACAAAACGCUCUUAGUGCUGAAAGAAGUCGAGGAUCCUCACGAGAUCAACUCAGAAAUGAUUCUAGGCCAUCUCAGAAUGGAGCAGUAAAGAAGGCUUGGGGUGAAUUCGAAAUACUACACACAGACACACUUUUAUGGAAGGUGUUGGAAAAUGUAACUCAUUCAAAUCUGGCAGUCUUAUAUGUUUGGUUCUCAUCUGUUCUCUUAUAUGUUUGGUUCUUGCAGGUGGAGAAGGUGGUUGAAGCUAGUCAUCCUGACCUUCGCGAGAUUGAAAAAGCCAAGAAAAUGCUGGAGGUUGUAAAUUUGGAGGGGUUUUCAAAAUGUACUUCUUAUCUUUUGCUUUCGUAGUUGUGAGACUAAUUUGAUUUUUGGUGCAGGAACAUGAACAAUCAUUGGUUGAGGUGAUUGCAAAGCUUGCAGAAGCUUGUGAUGAUGGAAGUGAUGGUGAUAAACAGUACUCGCGUGGACACAUUGCGCCAGACAUGAGACGAAGAAGUACCAGUAGUUAUGAUAUUACCAGAGAUCAUAUACCACAGCAAGAUGAUGAAGAUGAGGUUAUGGUUUUGAGAUGAGGUUACCAGAGAUCACUUCUACCCGUUCUGUUUCUAGCUUCUGACAUUGUUUUAGUCCUAGUUCACUACAAAGUGUUUCAAUCUCAUAGAUUUAGUUAACUCUAGUAUAGAACAGUUGUUUGGAUUUGUAAAGAAUUAUGUGAUCGGGUCACAAGGCUAUAUAGGUUUGUUUGUUAUUCAUGAAUCAUGCUCAGACUUGUCAUUUUGUUAAAUAAAUCCGUGUACAGACCAUGUCAAAUUGUGAAUUGACUUCUGGAGUUUGUCGACUUUCUCGUCGUAUUGUCUAAGUCGACGACAGAGUCGACGAAACUUAUUUCAACGAAAUAAAUCUUUUAUUAACUUCUAUAUGAAAGGAAAAAAAAACAAAUGAGUAAAC
Oldenlandia corymbosa var. corymbosa is the source of this 3502-nucleotide messenger RNA. Lineage: Eukaryota; Viridiplantae; Streptophyta; Magnoliopsida; Gentianales; Rubiaceae. The record is from the annotation of a GenBank genome assembly.